This is a messenger RNA of Spirodela intermedia, 6017 nucleotides long. Lineage: Eukaryota; Viridiplantae; Streptophyta; Magnoliopsida; Alismatales; Araceae. The record is from the annotation of a GenBank genome assembly.
AUGCGUCCAGGCGAAGGGGUUCCGGAAGGUGAUGACGUUGCUGGCGGGGAUGGAGCAUUGGCUUCUCCGUCCCUGGUCCCGUGCUCGAUCUGCCUGGAGGCUGUGAAGGAUGACGGUGAACGAUCGACAGCGAAACUGCUGUGUGGUCAUCAAUUCCAUUUAGGUCGGUAAUCAGAUUGUAUCAGUUUUAUUACCCCUUGUCCUCAUUCCUUGUUGGAUUACUUUCUUUUUAGAAUUUAUAACUAUUAGAUGCUCGCCUGAGAUUAUUGUCAUCACUGCGUUCCGUUACGCGGAUCUGUUUCAUUUUGGAUAUUCUGUAGGGAUAUUUUAAAAUGUUGGAUGUUUAUCUUGGGAACUUAUCUCAUGUUGCUAGAAUUCCCAAUCGUCCUUUGAAUGUAUUUUACGCCAUCGGCUGCUUUACAAUCAACGUGAGCGCUGAUAAUAGAAAUGGUGUUUGUUAGAACACGACGUAGUCAGAGGUGAAGUUGGCGUAGGCCAUCUUCAACAAUAAUGACCGGUAUGAACCGAGAUUUGUUUGAAUGUUGACACUCGUCGUCGUCAUCAUGCAUGGGAUAUCCCAUAUGCCAAGGUCAUCUUCAUCCACAACAGGUCCAAAGAAAUUGUAUUUCUGUUCCAGUCAUUUGCCAGCCUGAUGCUAAUUGAACGUUUUCUUAGUGCCUUGAUGAAGUGAGGUAUUAUAUUUCAUUGCUAAGUGGCUAGAUCGCGUGUGAUGAGACAGAUUAAUCACUGCGAUGGGGUGAUUUUCUUCUAAUUCUGUAUUUACUUUUUUAAAUUGCUCUUUUUACGUAUGUAUUUGUUAAUUUUUACAUUUGAGAUCUAGUGCAUAGAACAUGAUGGAUGAAGAGAUAAGAUCUUGUAUUACACACCCAAAAAGUUGUGUGGGAGCCGUGACAAAGUUGGAAUUAUGCUGCCAUAUAAAGAUCUACACUUGCUGCCAUGGUGUGAUACCAUUUCUUAAACAUUUCAGAGGACUGUUUUACAUGGGUUUCGGAUUGUGGUGCCACAACAUUGAUUAUCGAAAAUUAAUGGAGCUCACCUAAAGCAAUAUAUGUGGGUAAUUUAACAUCCUGGUAUACCUUUCAGAUAAUAAAAAUGUAGAACAAAAGUUGAUAGUUUGAGGAGAAGAUAGAUACACACUUGUAAUGCUCGGCAGAAUCUAAAAAUCUUGUCUUAAGAAAAUAAAUAGAUCUGAUCUAAAGCGGCAUAUGUCAGGAAUUGAACAACUUGGCGUGCCUUUCAGAUAGUGAAAAUUCGUAUUUGUCAUUCUCCGCAGAAGCUUGAAACCUUAUCCAAAAACCGUGUAGCCGUUUUAUUAUAAAAAUGAAAAAUAAUAAUAAACGGCUCCCUAACAAUAGGCAAGGAUUAUAAACACAACAUCAUAUCGCAUACUCUUUUAUCAGGGCAUUUUGGUAACGAUAUGUCAAAAUUAAUGAGGAAGGGAAAACCUUGGAAAAAGGAUUGCCAUGAUACAGUUUUGGCAGGCAACCUAUGAAGUUCCAGUAAGCAGUCCGAUUAUAAAUAAUUCAUUAAAGACACCUGUGCCAUGCCAUACCUUGGAAAAAUCAAUUUAUCAGGUAGGGGUUGAUUGUAAUUUCAUGGUUCUAUUACUUGCUAUGAUAGACGGUAAAAAGAAAAUUUGGGAAUGGCGUUAAAUGUUAGAGUAGAAGAGAAGAAAAAGGGUAAAAGCAUAGAAAGAUAAAUAAUAAAUAUCAAUAAAAAAGCAAAAAAGAGGAGCUAAGCGUAUGAAAUGAUAUACACCUUGUAGAAAGAUUAAUGUACUGAAUGAGGCAAAUAAGGAAACUAUGUCAGAUAGAGAGUGCUUAGGCUUGGUGUCUAGCACUGUUGUCUGAGCUCUAUGCGAUCUCAUCCCUAUCUAUUGAUGUACUAAUUUAUGGUCCUCUCAUUCUAGUUCAGUGUCAUAUCCUCUUAUCUGCCUUUUACCACUCCAUCUGAGUUUUCUUGUUCGUUUCUGUCAUUGUUUUGUCUUUGAUAUGAAUGCAUUUUCAUAUCUUAUAUUGAGAAACAUCUGGUCCCACAGCAAAAUAAAUAAAUUCUGAAAGUUGACGCCAACUUAUUUUGAUGCCUUUAGAUCUUAGGUUUCUGAAGUUUCUGCAUAAUUCCAUCUUCUUUAUUAUAUGAUUUCCUGGUAGAGCACUAAAGAGAAAAAGGGAAGCAGAUUUUCCUUUUUGGAAUAUCUCAAGCAAAGGGAGGGAAAGUCUGAGUCUGGGCUGAGGACUGGAAGAGUUACACAAGAUAGAAAGCAUAAGAAGGGCCUGUUUAUCCUCCUGCUGCAUGAUCUGAUCUGCCGUCUUCACUCCAGCUGUUUAUGCUGGAGAUGCUUGGGCACUUUGUAACUUUACCGCAAGAUGAUUCUUGGUCGUUGUACUGCCAUUUUAUCAUAUUAAGCUUAGUGUUGUUUGUUUGAAUGAGUUGGGAGAGAACUUGAAGCUGAGAGAUGACGUUGCUCUUGUUCAAAUCCCUGUUAUCUGCAUUAUUCUUUCUACUGACAUUAUACUUCGUUUUAUUUUUUUAUUUUUUUUCAAAAGAUAACAUCAUAGCAUAGGGCAUUACACAUCUAGAGGUGAAGAUUUAGAAUUUCUUUUUUUCCCCCAAUAUCUGCAAUCUUCUCUCGCUUUCAAGUUUUGUUAGUACAACAACUUGUGCUGCGGUAGAAAUUCCAAUCCUCAUGCUGAAUUUUUCAUUACGUUUGAAUUUUUCGUUUGACAAAAUUUAUAUGGAUCUCCCGAUUCACAUGCCAUAUUACCAUCAUUUAAGAUGUUUUACAUUUUUAGCCUUAUAAUUAUUUUCAGAUUGUGUUGGCUCUGCAUUCAAUGCCAAAGGAGUGAUGCAAUGUCCGAAUUGUAGAAAAAUUGAGAAAGGCAAUUGGCUCUAUGCAAACGGUUGUUUUUCGUUUCGUGAAGUUAGUGUGGAUGACUGGUCAUAUGACGAAGAUCUUUAUGAUCUAAAUUAUUCAGAAAUGGUACGCUCUUGGCAUGAAUCCCCAUAAACUCGUAUAUUAUUCUUUCAAGUCAUCUCUUGAUUAUCGUUUACUUUCAAAUUUAUUUUCUUUCCUGAAGGAUUUAAUAAUGAUAGAUUCUUAUAUUUAGCUUCUCAUGUGGUUAAACCCCUUUCCAUUCUUAUUUUGGAUUGAUUGUUAAAUGGCCUUACUAUCUGUUAGAAUAUGCAAUUAACAAUUCCCCAUCAUUGAGCUAUGAGAGUGAAAUGUUAAGCCUUGGGUUUGGACUGGAACUGAAAACGAAAGGAGACGAUUGCCAUCCUGAAGGGUAGUUAGGUACUAUUUUCCCUACGCACAAAAUUAAUGGUGCUCGUCGGCAUCUUUUUUGCUUCAUGAAGGCGGGCUAUGUUCGUUGGAUAAGAAAAAGAGUGCAGCAAUUGAGUAUUUGAUUAUUCUGCUUCUCCGGUAAAAUAGUUUUUCAAGUUUUUUGCCCAUGAAUUGUAAAAGAAUAACACGACUAUUCAUUUUAUCGACAUAAAUAGUUUGUACUUUGUGCAUAAAACAGGGGAUAAAUACGAAUAGCGACGCAUGCCAAGUCCCCGUUUGUGUCACCUUUUUGUUUCUGUACUUCAAAACUUAUGCACAUAGCAUGUCACUUACGUAAAAGACAUCAGAACGUGGGUCAUGUCAGCAAAGUGAGGAGCAUGGACCAUGUCAAACUCAUGAAAUCCCGACUCCAUAUGUUUUCAUAAUUUCCUCUAAGUAAAUUUGUGGGAAUCUGAUUGUCCAGAAACACAGAAAACGUUAUAUAGUUUCCAAAAAGUUAUCAGCUCUGUUCAAGUGUUUGACUAGUUUGAAAUAACUCAUCCGGAUUGAUAAAUCUCCACCACGUGUUAUUGAAUGCCAUCACAUUUGGAUUGUACUUCUGGUAAAGGUAAUUUAUUCGGCCCUAUUUUUCGUUUUGCCCACCAAUAACUUGUCAAGUUUUCAUUUAGGUCUGCCUCUCAACUAUGACUUUGGAUAUUUUUUGGUUCUUUUUUUUUUUUUUGGUUUACAUAGGCUUUAUCAAUUUUUUUAGCAAAUCUGUUUACAUGUUUUGCAAUGUAGAACCAAGUCUUUAAGCUAACGGGUUACAUGAAAUUCUGUCGUCAAUCUAUUUUUGCAGCCAUAUGGAGUUCACUGGUGCCCAUUUACUAGAUUAACUCGUGUCCCUUCGUCAUUUGAGUAAGUGCAAAUCCUGCGUUUGAGAUUAAGAACGAGCUAUUGAUAAGUACUCUUCACAGUUACCAACUGUUUCUUGAAAAAAGAUGAAAACCUUUUGGAUACGGUUUUCGAAUUUGUACUCUUUUAUUCAUACUUUUAAUUUUUUCUAUACCCUCAGCAGUAUUUUUUUUUCCAACAAAAGUCAGUUUGUGACUACUAAUAAAAUAUGUUCGCAGUUGAAACCUGGGGGGAAAAUUGAAUGUUUCCUAGAUGCUUUUAUUGAUUGGGAGAGUUCCGUUUAGAUGUGUGACUCGGACCACCUGGUUUAGAUCUAAACCAUCGUGUACCAAUAUCAUCUCUUGAGAAGUCCUCUAUUGGAUAUUCAUCUCUUUUAUCAAAUAGGAAUUUUAAAAAUCUGAUUCUUCGUUAUUAUUCAUACUUUUCCUUUCUUAGAUUUGCUUCCAAUCAUAACUUUAUCAUGGUGUAUAUUGUUACGGACUAGCUAGUACCACUAGAAACUUGGCACCUUCCAAGUAUAUUGACAUUCUGAUGUUUCAAACUUUGCAGAGAAGGUGAAUCUCCUUCUAUCUCUUGUAAGCUUACUGAAUAUCUCUAUUAUUUUUCUUUUUACGAAGGCACAUUAGAGGGCUUCUGGUGAUACCUAUUUUUCCGGUGCAGAUCAUAGUUUGGAUGGACAUGCUGUCUUUGUACAUCCAGCUCCUUCACUAGGCCAUCCAUGCCCCUAUGUGGCUCGCCUUCACCCUCUGCAGUCCUCAUCCUCCUCUACUCCCCCGGUUUCCACUGAAACUCUCAUCGAUCCUCCUUUCCAUCACAGUUGGAGCAACCCCUUUCCGCCAGUCAAUCAUCUGGCUUCCCAUCCAUUCCCCACUGUUGACGUCCAUUACCUUGGUCAAGAGCUCAAUCCUUCUCCGUACUCACACAUAAACAGUCGGCCCAGCAGUGCAGACCAGCCCCCCCUUUCUGCUGCAGCAAUGAGGCCAACGAGGGCUGAACCAGAUGCUCCUUUGAGGCCAGGAUCUUAUCUGCACCCUCCUCCUUUUGCGCCUCCCAGACACGGGUAAGUUCCCAGUCCCCAGAAUUUCCCAUAUCUGUGGCUUCCUUUAUUUUAUUUUAUUUUAUUUUGAAACUAUCCCCUCAGGCACUGCCAGCAAUACCUGAAGAGAAGAUAAAUGCAACCCUCAAAUCAAAUUGAUAGAAUAUCAAAGUUUGAAUUUUAUAUGAUUUUUAUAAUGCCUGGGUGUUAUUUAUUUACUUAUUUAUUUAUUUAUUCAUUCAUUCAUUCAUUUAUUCAUUUAUUCAUUUAUUCAUAAUUAGUUUUUCAAAAACAGUCCAGAAUAGCCAUAGGCAUGGGCCGCUAAGGCACAGCCGAUUAAACCAAUUAUUAAUUCGAAAUAUUCUCACAUUCUACUGCCUUAGGUCGGCAUCUAGAGCUGGGACCUCGUCUGAGCCCACUGCCUCUCACCAUGCCGGGGGCUCCCCGCCGCGUGGCCGCCUGCAAGACUUUAAUUCAGCGCACCGGCAUCAUCACAGUGCGAUGCCGCCAAUGGCGGCAGGUACAAGAAGGCCAAACAGCACAAGGGCACAAGAUGCUGAGACGAGCAGAGUGAAUCGAUUCUACGCAUGGGAGAGGGACCAGUUCAGCCCAUUCCCACUGGUGCCGGUAGAGAGGGAUUCAGGAUGGUGGGGGCCGUUCCAACCGGCGCCCAGGACUUCUGAGGCCGGCAGUUGGCCAGGAGGAUCAUCGUCUCUUGGCAGGCCGGAGGGUUUCUCUCAUCCUCCUCCCAUCCUCCCGCCAUGGGUUUAUCCCUUCAUCUGA